Molecule: messenger RNA, 879 nt
Organism: Laetiporus sulphureus 93-53
Lineage: Eukaryota; Fungi; Basidiomycota; Agaricomycetes; Polyporales; Laetiporaceae
Exons: 4
Coding region: 125-676 (183 amino acids)
Source: RefSeq, a predicted model, not a curated record
UACUAUUCGUAUACUUGCGAACCCUCGCGCGUUCUUGAUGGACGAAGGAUACUGCUACGUACAACUCUAAAGUGUAUAUCAUACGACGAGAUCGACGCCUGUCAGUGACUACGAUCGGGGCAUCAUGUGCAUGCAUUCAAGGCACAAAUCACAAACUACAUUGCUGUCCUCUGGAUAUAUGGACCACAUGCUUACUUCAUUCCGUUCGGUUCCAGAGCCUCCACGAUGUGGAUGGUUCGCUUCAACUCCGGCGCGUUUUACUGAUGGAAUGAAGAUGGGGGCCCGAGUAGAGGCAGAUGAUAUCAGGGACGUGUUUUUCGCCGAUUCGACGUGGCCAUGGGUUUCUCUACAUAUGAUGCAUGCUCUGGCGCCGAGGGCGGCGAUUGCGAUGCAGUCCGCAGAACCUUGUCCUUGCAUGAGGAUGGCUGCGAGCGAGCGAGCCUGUUCCGUUACAGCGUCGCGUAAGGAUGCACGGCUCUUUCGUGAAGCGCCUACACGCCUCACCGACGACCCUCAGCUUUUCUCUCGCAUCGUGAAGGUUUGCGCGAUGAUAUGGCUCAAGACACUUACGUGGGAGGUAAGGAGAGAAUAUACGUACCUAGGAUAUAACUAUCCACAACCUUGCGGGCUUCAGAAGUAUCUACUCAUAUCCGGACAGCAGACUGGCCUCCCAUAGGGAUUAUCAAGGGUCCUCUUGAAAGCGCCCCCACCAACUCAUAGGCGUUAUGCCCGUCGUCUCGCCCAAUAUUUGUCCUCCUCUCAUGAACGCUUCGCCUCCCAGCGCCCUCCACCUCUCCGCCUCUUUCACACCCGCUAUCGCUCGUGGCGAACCUGCGUACCAUAUAAUUCGUCUACUUGCGGAUCCUCGCGUGUUCUUGA